This is a messenger RNA of Dicentrarchus labrax (European seabass), 3589 nucleotides long. RefSeq names its product calcium/calmodulin-dependent protein kinase 1Db (gene camk1db). Bases 528 to 1766 code for a protein of 412 amino acids. Gene Ontology annotation, molecular function: calcium/calmodulin-dependent protein kinase activity; calmodulin binding; ATP binding. Gene Ontology annotation, biological process: peptidyl-serine phosphorylation. The record is from RefSeq and is a predicted model, not a curated record. NCBI's taxonomy places the organism in Eukaryota, Metazoa, Chordata, Actinopteri, Moronidae. The transcript is spliced from 11 exons. Gene Ontology annotation, cellular component: cytoplasm; intracellular anatomical structure.
GGUGUGACUCGAUGGCAGAGCAGCUCGGAUGCGACUGCCAAGUGUCAUCCUCCUGCAGGCAGCACGACCUGAGCUCAUCGCAUCACCGCCCGACACUGACUGAAUCCCGCCCGGAGAGGAGGAGAAGAGGAGGAGGAGGAGGAGGAAGGGGAGAGCCUGUGUUUCCCCCCCCCGUCACAGUGAUCUGAACAGUGGGGAAGCUCAGAGUCGGGAUCCGCUACGUCAAACAGAUUAGUCAAAUAACCUCUCGGUGGUAGGACAUACCUCCCCUCCUAUAGGGCUUGCCUGGCUGCAUGCAUGGGCUGAGGAAGCGAGAGAUAGUCUGCGCUGACAAAUAGCCAGGAAGCCCUUGGCGAAAUACAGAAGUGCGCUACUUUUCUUUUUCUUUUUUGUUUUUUUUUGGCUGGGUGGGUGAGACUACUGUGGUGAUCCUCCAGAGCAGCCAGCGUCUCCUCUUUUUCUUCCUCCUUCCUCCCCCCUCCCCACCCUCCUCCACCUCCCCUUCGCCCUCCCACCCCCGGUGCGAAAUGGCGAAAGAAAACGGCGAGUCCAGCGAUGGAUCUUGGAAAAAGCAUGUCGAUGAUAUCAAGAAGAUAUUUGACUUCAAGGAAGUCCUUGGGACCGGUGCGUUUUCUGAAGUGGUGAUGGCUCGGGAGAAGGCCACAGGAAAGAUGGUCGCAAUCAAGUGCAUCCCGAAAAAAGCACUGAAGGGGAAGGAGACAAGCAUCGAAAAUGAAAUCGCCGUGCUUAGGAAGAUAAAGCAUGAGAAUAUCGUGGCUCUGGAGGACAUCUACGAGAGCUCAAACCACCUGUACCUCAUAAUGCAGCUGGUGUCUGGAGGUGAGCUGUUUGACCGAAUCGUAGAGAAAGGCUUCUACACAGAGAUGGAUGCCAGUCGGCUCAUUCGACAGGUUCUGGAUGCAGUCAACUAUCUGCACUCCAUGGGGAUAGUGCACAGAGACCUAAAGCCUGAGAACUUGCUGUACUUCAGUCCCCAUGAUGAAUCAAAGAUCAUGAUCAGUGACUUUGGCUUGUCAAAGAUGGAGGGAACAGGCGACGUGAUGGCCACCGCCUGUGGGACUCCAGGAUACGUGGCUCCUGAGGUUUUAGCUCAGAAGCCCUACAGUAAAGCUGUGGACUGCUGGUCUAUUGGGGUCAUCGCCUAUAUUCUGCUUUGCGGUUACCCUCCUUUCUAUGAUGAGAAUGAUUCAAAGCUCUUUGAGCAGAUUCUGAAGGCAGACUAUGAGUUUGAUGCUCCGUAUUGGGAUGACAUAUCGGACUCCGCCAAAGACUUCAUCAGCUGCCUAAUGGAGAAGGACCCAGAGAAGAGAUUCACAUGUGACCAGGCUCUUGAGCACCCUUGGAUUGCUGGAGACACGGCUCUCUGCAAGAACAUACAUGAGUCAGUCAGUCGACAGAUGCGGAAAAACUUUGCCAAAAGCAAAUGGAGGCAAGCCUUUAAUGCGACGGCUGUGAUCCGCCACAUGAGGCGCCUGCAGCUGGGCACCAGCUUUGGCAGCAGCAUUCACAGCACCAACUCCGUGUCCAACCCUCAGAGCCGUGUUCCAGCUAAGAGCCAGUCUGUGGACUGUGCCCCGCUCUCCCUGAAGGACUGUUCUCCAAUAGCUCCUUUGCCCCCUGCUGUUAAAGCAUACAAUCAGGACUCUGACGCCUCCUCUCCGGUACAAGAGGAACCAACGGUGGUGGCCGAGCCAUCGCGGCCACGACCCUCCACUGUCACGGUCAUCCACACUGGGACUAAAUGACGCCAGGUUCCGCGGGAGGUGAGCUGGGAGACCACAGAGCUUUGAGACGGGAUAAAACCAUCCCAGGCCUCGUGAUUCUAAGUCGUCGCCCAGUUUGCCCAUCCCGCAACCUCCCAUCUGUUUCUGCCAAACCACGGGAGGAAUUUGAGGAGCGUUAGCUCAGCUCCAUUUACCAUGGCUCAGCACGGCACCGCGCUGCUUCCCUCCCCACUGUCAUAGAGACCCGGAAGUACAGAGGGGAAGAUGAUCACCAGAAGUUGUUAUUGUGAAAGCCAUGUUCAGCCUGGAUCAUGGUUGUCUGCCAGACAAACAAGCAGCUGGUCUGGGAAGUGCCACACUAAGGGGAACUCUUUAUUGAAGCUGCUAUCAUUUGUGACAGUGAGCAUCUUGAGACAAGGAUGCUCCGCUGUAUGCCUUGUGUAAAUAUCCUGCCUGGAACUGUUGAGUGAAGUCAUGUUAUGCAAGUGAAAUAUAAGCUUCAAGCUGUGGUAAAUAAUUGUGGCAUCAUCUGCACUCUGAACUUCUUGUCGUUUUGACAGCUCUUGUUCAUUUGCUGUGGUAUUUGCUACAAUGGCUUGCAGGGUAAUAACUCCCAACAGUGUGACAGUGUGUGUUAUCUCUUUUGCUUUAAAGUGUGUGGACAUGAAAUAUGAGCAGGACGGUGCACUUCAAUCACGGCUGUGAUCGCUGAGAGGGCUGACUUUUGUAAGAACCACUUGCAGAAAUGUGUAAAUUUGUUAUUAGACUGGGACUGAAACAUUAUUGAAUUGAAUGAUAAAGAUGCAGUAUCUAAUAGUUGUUACUUUGUAAUUGCUGUUUUAUUUGAUUAAUGAAUUUUUGAUGUGACUGUGAAGUCCUCCUUGACCACAGGAGGGCAACCACGUGUUGUUGCUGUGUGACCAGUUCUCAGGGAUGUGCUCCAAUAUGAAGCUAACCAAACCCCUCUCAGAGUGAUCAGACACUGCUGAGGGUGAAAUAGUUGUAAGUAAAACUUCCAAAUACUGCAUAUUAUUCUAAUGUGCCAUUAGGAGACUUUGGCAAAUGUUUUCCUUCUUUAAAUCCAUUAUUAUUGACUGUAUGAGUGUAAUGUAACUCGUACCGAAUGGAUUGUUUCCCCUUUAAAAAUGAGUUAUAUUUGGAUUUAAAGAAAGUGUUUAUUAGUGAAGUGUGCGUUCAUGUCCGCAGUAGUAAAAAUGUAAAAUGACACAUGAAUGCAAAUGUGUCUCGAUUGCUCCCACUGCAGAAUCGUCAAAUCAGUAGCGUACAGUUCAGUAGUUGUAAUAUCGUGCUCUGCUUCCGCUCAUGCAGUGGCUGGUCUGAAAACAGCUCACUCACUCUAUGUUUAAUCACUGUGCUUUCAUACCAGCCUGUUGAAUUUAGCAGAAAGACUCUUUCUCCUUUCUCUCUCCCGCUCGCUCCCUAGAGACCUUCACACAGAGAAAAGAAGGGAUCUGGCUUUGUAUUUUCUCUGUGGUACCUCUCUGUUUAAUUUUCAAUCACGCAACCUGAAUGGGGCAAAAAAAAAAUAACACUCCACCAGAACAUGCCUGAUAUCGAGGCCAUCUUGAAUUAUCUAAACAUGUUGUGGUUAAUAUUGACUUUGAGCCUCUACUUACUGUAAAUACAAAUCUCAACAACACAGUUAGCUUGGGUCUUGAGUGUUUAUUUUGGCCUUCCCUAUAUUAUUUCCCCAAAAUACAUCAACAGAAAGCAAAGCAAAUUAAGCAUUUAAAGCCCCACAGUAUGCAUGUAUUACAUAUUAUUACAGAAAUGUGCUUUUGGAGUUGUAGAAAUUCAUGUAUUAAAAAAGAGGCUUGUUUGCA